AUGGAACGGGAGUGUAUGGACAAGCUCAACCAGUACUGCCAAAGGCAUAAAUUUGUACUCUCUUAUGAUGAUGUUGAUAGGACCGGCCCAUCUCAUGUUCCUGAGUUUACAGUUGCAGUUAAAAUAAACAAUGUGGAAUAUGGUAGAGGCACUGGUAAAAAUAAGAAGGAAGCUAAAGCCAUAGCAGCAAAAAAUGCCUGGCUAAUGAUCGAGAAACAGCUGGAGAGCCCUUCAAGCAAUCUAACUGCAGAAUUAAUGACACCUCAGGUGACCUCAUCCCCUGUACCACCCAGCACCUCUAACUACAUCAGCAUACUAAAUACCUAUUCACAGAAGUCCUCACAAGUAGUUGAUUAUCCUAACAAAUGUUUUGGAGACGCCCAUGCUCCCAUGUUUGUGUGUAGCUGCACCAUCAGCGGCCAUGUGUACGGCAGGGGCACCGGCAUGACGCUGGCUAGCGCCAAACAAGCUGCUGCAAAGGAAGCAUUUGAGAAGCUGACUAGCGAAGGCUCUCUAACAAUAGGAAGCGAAAAAUCUAACAACAAUUCUACAUUUAGCAAACAUAGUAAUUCCCCUCAAGUGCCAACUCAGUCUGACUUGGAUAACAGCAGUAGACUGUUAUUGCCUUUGAAUAGAGACUCUGAAGACUCAGCUGCAAAGUUGGUAGAAAAAGUGAAAGACAUGGCAGUAUGUGAAUCGCCUUCACCUUCUCAGAGAGGUGCACAAGGUUCUGCCCCGAAAUGUCAAAGAAAAUUGGCGGCUAAUUUUGAUAACGCAAGAAACAAGGAAGAGGAAAAAAAGAUGUCGGAUUUAGAUAAAAAAUUCCAAGAUCUGGACAGAAAUACCGGUGAGGAGAAUGAAAAUCCUUACACUGUUAAUGAAAGAUUUCUUGAGAGUUUUAAAAAUAUAGAGCCUAUUGGUGAAGGUGGUUUUGGGAAUGUUUUCCAAGCAACAGCAAAGCUUGAUAAGAGAACCUAUGCAGUCAAACGAGUUCAAUUCACAAAGAAUGUAGAGCGUGAAGUAAAAGAACUCGCAAGACUUGAGCAUGAAAACAUAGUGCGGUAUUAUGGUAGCUGGGAAGGGUACGACUAUGUAACUUAUCCAGACUCAAGGCAGAAGUCAGACAAAAAAAUUAACUGUCUUUUCAUCCAAAUGGAAUUAUGUGAACAAGGGCCAUUGGAAAACUGGAUUGAAAAGCAUAGAGAAAAACGAAAGUAUCAUGAGAUGGCACAUAACAAAUUUUUACAAAUACUGAAAGGAGUGGAAUAUAUUCAUUCUAAAGGGUUAAUUCAUCGAGACCUCAAGCCCCAGAAUAUAUUAUUAUCACAUGAAGAUAAAAUAAAAAUAGGUGACUUUGGACUUGUGACUUCUGUGGAAUAUGAGACUCUGACUGAGAACAGAGGAACAAAAUCAUAUAUGGCACCAGAACAGGCUAGGGACAGCUACGGAAAUAAAGUAGAUAUUUAUGCCCUGGGAUUAAUUUGGUUUGAACUUCUUCUUGCAUGCAGUCGUCAUGAGAAGGUGACGAUUUGGCCUGAUGUUAGAGAAGGUCGAUUUCCGGAGUACUUCACCAAGCAAUUUCCAGCAGAGGCACCCAUAAUAAAAAAGAUGCUUUCAAGAGACCCUUCAGUAAGAUACCCUGCAUCUGAAAUACUGAAGUUUUUAAAGUCUGUUAAUAACGACAACUCACUUAAAACUCAUACUCAGUAA
This is a messenger RNA of Merops nubicus (carmine bee-eater), 1710 nucleotides long. It is a transcript of the gene EIF2AK2, whose product is annotated as eukaryotic translation initiation factor 2-alpha kinase 2. Lineage: Eukaryota; Metazoa; Chordata; Aves; Coraciiformes; Meropidae. Bases 1 to 1710 code for a protein of 569 amino acids. Gene Ontology annotation, biological process: protein phosphorylation. Gene Ontology annotation, molecular function: protein kinase activity; ATP binding. The record is from RefSeq and is a predicted model, not a curated record. The transcript is spliced from 15 exons.